Erinaceus europaeus (western European hedgehog) is the source of this 951-nucleotide messenger RNA. RefSeq names its product olfactory receptor 4F15-like. Gene Ontology annotation, biological process: G protein-coupled receptor signaling pathway. The transcript is spliced from 2 exons. Gene Ontology annotation, cellular component: membrane. Bases 1 to 951 code for a protein of 316 amino acids. The record is from RefSeq and is a predicted model, not a curated record. Gene Ontology annotation, molecular function: olfactory receptor activity; G protein-coupled receptor activity. NCBI's taxonomy places the organism in Eukaryota, Metazoa, Chordata, Mammalia, Eulipotyphla, Erinaceidae.
AUGAAUAAAACAAAUUAUUCUUCAGUGUCUGAAUUUGUGUUCCUGGGACUUUCUACCUCUAGGCAAAUACAGAAUUUCCUUCUUGCCUUCUCUACAGAGUUCUAUGUAGCAAUUGUUUUGGGAAAUCUCCUUGUUGUGUUUACUGUGACUUUUGAUUCCCAUUUACAUUCCCCCAUGUACUUCCUACUGGCCAAUCUCUCCUUUAUUGACUUAUGUCUUUCUACCUUAACUGUUCCUAAGAUGAUUUCUGAUUUGUCCUCUGGGCAUAAAACCAUCUCCUUCCAGGGAUGUGUCAUCCAGAUAUUUGUCCUUCAUGUCCUGGGUGGAUCUGAGAUGGUGUUGCUCAUCGCCAUGGCUUUGGACAGAUAUGUGGCCAUAUGUAAGCCCCUCCACUACCUGACUGUCAUGAACCCACGGAUGUGCACUCUCCUUGUGUCAGGUGCUUGGACUAUAGGCCUCAUCCACUCCGUGGUUCAACUAGCCUGUGUUGCCCACUUGCCUUUUUGUGGUCCUAAUGAGAUAGACAGCUUUUACUGUGACCUUCCUUGGUUUAUCAAGCUUGCUUGUACAGAUACCUAUGCACUGGAAUUCAUGGUGACUGCUAACAGUGGGUUCAUUUCCAUGGGCACCUUCUUCUUAUUGAUUUUCUCCUAUGUCUUCAUCCUGGUAACAGUAUGGAAACACUCUUCAGGUGGACUGUCUAAGGCCUUCUCCACUCUGUCAGCUCACAUCACUGUGGUGGUUUUGUUCUUUGGACCAUGCAUUUUUGUUUACAUGUGGCCAUUCCCCACAGUGCCAGUGGAUAAGUUUCUUGCUGUUUUGGACUUUUUGAUUACACCCAUUCUGAACCCUGCCAUUUACACAUUGAGGAACAAGGACAUGAUCAAUGCCAUGAGGAGACUCAAGAGAGCUCUUCUGGGAUAUAAAAAAUAUAUUAAGAAAAUAAACUGA